AUGGCUGGUUCUGUUGCUUGUUAUGUAUGUGAUCGAGAAUAUUCAGCAAGGAAGCAUUUGAAUGUUCAUUUGAGAAAUGUGCAUAAAAUUCAGCCUGGUGAAGAAGGUACGAUAAAGUGCUCAAAAAGUGACUCCAGCUUUAAAUGCAAUUUUUUGGCUAAGUUGCGCCUACAUGUGGAGCAGGAGCACAUGGUUGAGAUGGUAAAAGAAAUUAGUGAAUUUCAAACGAAGGACGACUUUAUGAAGUGGAAGUCUGAGGAGGAGAGAAAAACAAAAAGUAGUUUUGUCUCUAGUUAUGGCACUAAGCGUUUAAAGGAUGGCACUGCAAAAACCACCUUUGUAUGCCACAGAAGUGGCACAUUUUCUUCGAAGUCAGGUGGCAAAAGGUUGUGUAAGUCCCAGGGCACUUGCAAGAUGGGAAACCAUUGCGUUGCUGCCAUAGAGCUUCACGAAGAAGAAAGUGGAGUCUGUAGUGUCAUUUACUACAGAACACAUUUCGGCCACGACCAGAACAUUGCUUUUCUGCAUCUCAGUGGUUCUAUAGAGAAGCCAUCGCUGGUGAAUAUAACCUUAAUUGUAGAAUUUUGCUGGCCUUUCAGUGAUCCGCAAGUAAAUAUGGUUGAAGGAGCAUUGUUUUUUACCGCUGAGAAAUUAAUAUUGUUAUGGAUAUGUGAUCUGGAGUAA
Messenger RNA from Schistocerca piceifrons (Central American locust), 684 nucleotides. RefSeq lists its product as uncharacterized. The record is from RefSeq and is a predicted model, not a curated record. Bases 1 to 684 code for a protein of 227 amino acids. NCBI's taxonomy places the organism in Eukaryota, Metazoa, Arthropoda, Insecta, Orthoptera, Acrididae. The transcript has 3 exons.